AUGACCCGGUUGCAGCGAUGCCUCAAAGGCAAAGCACUAGAGGCCGUCAGAUGCCAACUUUUGCAUCCUUCGAACCUAGGUAAAGUAAUAUCAACACUCAAGAUGCUAUAUGGUCGACCAGAGAUCAUUGUCUAUUCGCUGAUGCAGAAGAUCAAUCAAUUACCACCCCCGAGAGCGGAUAAAUUAAACUCGAUAGUCGAGUUCGCCCUAGCGGUGCGCAAUAUGGUGGCUACAGUGCAGGCUUGCAACUUAGAAGAACAUCUUUACAAUAUAUCGCUCCUACAAAGUCUUGUAGAUCGGCUUCCACCGAUGAUCAAGCUCACUUGGGCAACACAUCGCCAAAAUCUGCAACGAGUUACACUUACCGAGUUCAGCGACUGGUUGUAUGCUCUCGCUGAAGCAGCCAGCAUCGUGACGAUACCAUCGGUUACGAGUGCCACUGAUUACAAUUCUCGACGUGGAAGAAAGGAUGACGGAUUCAUUAAUGCUCAUUCCGUUACCGCACCCAGACCAUGUGAGUCCGUUAGCGCUGGAUGCACCAUCUGUCAAGGAAAUUGUGUUUCAGUUGACAAUUGUAAAGAGUUUCUGAGCCUAGACCAUUCCUCUCGGUGGGCUCUUCUGCGGGAUCAAAAGUUGUGUCGUUGUUGCCUACGAUCUCACAGAGGAUUAUGUAAAUUCAGCAAAUCAUGUGGGAUAAAUGACUACCCCUACAAGCAUCACCGUCUGCUUCAUAACGACGCCAAAGACAAACUCAGUGGUAGCCAGCUAGCUCAAACCCAAACGAUCACACACGACCCCAGCAAUAUUACUUCCAAUGACUUCGUUUGUAACACACACAGCGGGAACGGAAAAUCCGUGCUAUUCAAAUACAUUCCCGUGACACUGCAUAAUCAGGGAUUGUCUGUAAGCACUCAUGCCUUUGUAGAUUGCGGAUCUUCACUGACCUUGUUAGAGGAAACCUUAGCGGCUGAGUUGAAGCUUCAAGGAGAAAAGCAUCCCCUAUGCUUGCGUUGGACUUCCGAUACUUGCCGCUAUGAAGAUUCAGCAACCAAAAUAACUGUGGACAUAUCGGGCUCGCAUAACCCAGAUAGCAGAUACCGCCUAUCCGACGUCUAUACAGUGAAGGAGCUAAAACUGCCAGCUCAGUCACUGUCGGUUGAGAAGCUCUCCGAGCAACAUACUUACCUGAAGGGAAUACCAGUGGAUUCAUACAUCGACGUUCAACCUCGAAUUCUUAUUGGUAUAAACAACAUUCGUGUAGUACAUCCGCUAGACAGUCGUGAGGGGAACGAACAUGAACCGAUAGCUACAAAAACGCGCCUUGGAUGGAUGAUUUACGGUACCAGUUUAAAACACAACACCGCAUCCGGGUAUCCAAGUAGCUAUCAUAUAUGUUCUCACUCCUAUGGCGAAAAUCUCUCGAAGGACGAUGAUCUUAACACUGCGGUGAAAAAUUACUUUACUCCCGAAAGUUUGGGAGUCACAAAGCCGGAAAGAACACUACUUUCUACGGCAGACGAACGAGCUUUGAAGAGUCUGCGUUCUACUACAAGUUUUAAUAACGGUCGCUACCAAACCGGCCUCUUAUGGAAGUAUGAUGACGUUCGGUUUCCAGACAGCAGAUCAAUGGCAGUGCGGCGACAUAAUUGCUUGAUGAAAAGAAUGCAACGCGAACCUGAAUUGGCAAGCACACUACGAACGAAGAUGGCUGAUUAUUUAAAGAAAGGAUACAUUCGCAAGCUUACACCAGAUGAAUACAUGAUGCCCAAGGACCGUGUAUGGUACUUACCAAUAUUCCCGGUGUUCAACCUAAAUAAACCGGGCAAGGUACGCAUCGUGUGGGAUGCUGCGGCAACUAUAGGUGGCGUUUCAUUAAACUCAGUCCUCGUAAAGGGAUCUGACAUGCUGACAUCCCUACCGUCAGUACUGUAUAAAUUUCAAGAACGGCGAGUGGCGAUAUGUGGUGAUAUCCGCGAAAUGUACCACCAAGUGGUGAUAAACGACUCCGAUCAACACUGCCAAAGAUUCAUAUGGUGCGACGAUGUAGAGACAGAAAAACCCAGUGAUUACGUCAUGAGAGUAAUGACAUUCGGGGCUACAUGCUCGCCCAGCAGUGCUCAAUUCAUCAUUAACGAGAACGCGUCACGUUUUGAACAGCAACAUCCAAUUGCAGUGGAUGUUAUCAGACGACGACACUAUGUUGAUGACAUGUUGGCGAGUUUUGAUACCGAGGAAGAGGCAAUUGACGUAGCAACAAAUGUUCGCUUUAUCCAUCAGCAAGGUGGGUUUGAGAUGCGAAAUUGGAUGUCGAACUCAUUAUCAGUUCUGAAAGCAGUCGAUGGUGGACCAAAUCCUGAGAAGAACCUGGAUAUUAAUCCCGACAUUUGCUUCGAGAAAGUUCUAGGGAUGUGGUGGGGUACUACAAACGAUGUGUUUCGAUAUAAACUAUCUACAGACCGUAACCGGGAACUGCUAUUUGGAGAGAAGCGACCAACAAAGCGUGAAGUCCUAAGAACUUUGAUGUGCAUCUACGAUCCUCUUGGUCUUAUAGCGAAUUAUACGAUGUUCUUGAAGACACUGCUUCAAGAAAUUUGGAGAGCCGGUACAGGUUGGGACGAACUGAUUGGAGACAGGGAACUGGAAAAGUGGAAUAUGUGGUUGCGCGUUCUACCCCAAGUCGAGUCGGUACGAGUUCCUAGAUGUUAUCAUCCAUUCAAUACCAACUGUAACCGACGAAAUAUCGAGCUACAUACCUUUGUAGACGCUAGCGAAACUGGGUUCGCUGCUGUAUCGUAUUUCCGGUUCGAGGAGGAUGAUCAGAUACACUGCACUCUUGUGGGAGCCAACACUCGAGUAGCGCCACUAAAAUUUGUUUCAAUCCCUCGUCUCGAGCUUCAAGCGGCAGUUAUCGGAGCACGACUGGCUCUGAAUAUUCAACAAAAUCACACCUUUCAAAUUUCUCGUCGUUUUCUCUGGACCGAUGCACGUGAUGUCAUGUGCUGGCUUAAUUCCGAUCAUCGGCGAUACUCGCAAUUCGUUGCCUUCCGCCGAUUGCCGGAUCUGACGAACAACAGUCGGUGGUUUAACGCACCAUCUUUUCUUUGGAGUGCACACAACGGAUGGCCGGUGUCAUCAUUCAAUGUCGAGAAAACAACUGAAGAGAUUCGACCAAACCUUUUACACCAUUCCGAAAGUCCGAUUACCGACAUCUUGCAGCCAGAAAACUUUUCGAGCUGGAAACAUCUGGUGCGGCUAACAGCUUAUGUACGGCGAUUCCCGACAAACGCUAGGCGCAAACAAGCAGGAGGAAUUCCCGUUACAGGUCCUCUUACGCGGGAUGAAAUGGCACAAGCACAAAGGUUCCAUGUGAAGCGAGCUCAAGAAAUGUCUUACGGUGCUGAGAUUAAGAUUCUAAUGGUGACGAUCAGUGCUACAGUUAAAAAGACCUUACCCAAACAAAGUGCGCUCUUCAAAGUUUGUCCGUUCAUGGAUAACGAUGGUGUUAUGCGCAUUCACAGUCGUAUUGAUGAAAGCGAUUUCGCUGGGAAAUAUACGAACUAUCCCAUUGUUCUACCACGUGACCACCCUGUCACGAAACUAAUCCUCCAAGAAAUUCACCAACGUUAUCAUCACCAAUGUCAAAAAACAUUCAUCAAUGAAGUUAGCAGGAAGUACUACAUUCCUCGCGUGCACAUUGUAUGCUGGAGAAUUCGACGAGAAUGUCAACGCUGUAAGAUUCGAUCUGCGAAGCCAAACCCACCAGCUAUGGGAAAUCUACCAAAAGCCCGUUUGGCAGCAUAUAUUCGUCCGUUUUCCAACACGGGCGUGGACUACUUCGGCCCCAUGACCGUAGUAGUUGGUCGUCGAUCAGAGAAACGAUGGGGAGUCUUAAUGACCUGCCUAACAACUCGAGCAAUUCACAUCGAAAUAGCUCACUCGCUGUCAGCGGAUUCAUGCAUAAUGGCUCUGCGAAACUGCAUAUCGCGAAGAGGAACUCCCGUGCAAAUUAUUAGCGAUCGCGGCACGAACUUUAUAGGGGCCGAUAAAGAGUUGAAAAAAGCACUAGCUGAUUUAGACCAGAACAAGAUGGUCGCAGAGUUCACAACACCUGAAACCUCCUGGACGUUUAAUCCACCAGCGUCCCCACACAUGGGUGGCUGCUGUGAGCGACUAAUCCAAUCAGUAAAAAAGGUUCUAGCAGAAAUUCGUCCAUCGCGCCUUCCCACAGACGAGGUGCUGAGAAACGCUUUAUUGGAGGUUGAAAACAUCAUUAACAGCAGGCCGCUUACACAUGUUCCGAUUGAUUACGAGUCGUCGCCGGCAUUAACACCUAAUCAUUUUCUUAUCGGUUCCUCUAAUGGGUCAAAACCACUUGUUCCAUAUGACGAUAGUACCACGGCUCUAUGA
Messenger RNA from Topomyia yanbarensis, 4407 nucleotides. RefSeq lists its product as uncharacterized. Gene Ontology annotation, molecular function: nucleic acid binding. Bases 1 to 4407 code for a protein of 1468 amino acids. Gene Ontology annotation, biological process: DNA integration. NCBI's taxonomy places the organism in Eukaryota, Metazoa, Arthropoda, Insecta, Diptera, Culicidae. The transcript has 2 exons. The record is from RefSeq and is a predicted model, not a curated record.